Molecule: messenger RNA, 1272 nt
Organism: Mucor mucedo
Lineage: Eukaryota; Fungi; Mucoromycota; Mucoromycetes; Mucorales; Mucoraceae
Exons: 2
Coding region: 1-1272 (423 amino acids)
Molecular function (GO): ubiquitin binding; protein-macromolecule adaptor activity; identical protein binding
Source: RefSeq, a predicted model, not a curated record
AUGCCAGUAGAACGGCUUUGGCUCGGAAAUGAUGGGAAAUAUCAAGUGCAGGCAUCAUAUGUAUGUCUUUUCCAAGAUAAAAAAGUAAAACUUCGAAAACCUAAUGGCGCCAUGAUUGCAAUACCUCUAAAUCUCUUAUGUUCUGAAGACAUUGCCUUCAUUGCGACUCAAUCGAAAUUGCCAACUAGAGAUUCGACAAUAAAAAAAACUCAGAAAAGUAAAACCUUGGUAACGCCAGAACUCUCAACAAGCUCUUCUUAUUUUUCUGGAGAGACGCUGGCCCAUACUGAGAGCCAGAAGAUUGAACUCGAUCAGAGACCUCAUAUUGGCUCAGAACCAAUGCCACUUCAAGUGACUACAUCAGCGAAUCGCCAAAAUGUUCGACAUUUAAGUGAAGAUGAAUCAACACAAAUGAUACCCAAACGUUCACUCUCUUCAAUAACUGAUCAAUUCAAACGCCAAACAUUUCUAGUAGAAAGUCGACAAAAUGCAUAUAUCGAUAUUAAAAGUCUUGCUAAUCUCCCGAGCAGAGCUGCAAGCUUAAUUUCAUCUUAUUUAGAUUUCCGAUCACGACUUCGAUUAUCGUGUGUCAGCCGUCGAUUACAUCAAAUUGUUUUCAAACCAGAAGUCUGGGCAACUGUCUCGUUUUCGAAAUCAGAUCACUAUAUGGUCAAUGACGAAUAUUUUUACCAGGCAGUGGUAUAUUUACAACAAAGGGGAAGUUUACAAAAGGCAAUUAAACACGUUGAAUUGGAUGGCACAGUGAUAACAUCUGCCUCUGUCUUACUUGCCGUAAAGUAUCUUGAAAAUUUAGAAUUUAUAUCAAUCCAAGGAUGUUGGAGUGUAUUAACAUAUCAGCUGGCAACAGAAUUGACAAAAGUAGCGGCAAGGCAUUCUGACAAGUAUCCAUCCAAAAUAUCUAAAGUCACAUUGGGUAAGGUACUCCAUCGUGGGCCUAUGAGUACAAAUGUUGCAAAUGAGAAAACCUGCUUAGAUAGCAAAUCAUUUGGUCAAGAUGCCUGGUUCAUGAAUGCUGCAUUAAACAAGUUAACUGGUAAAAAUGUCGCUUUCGAUGUGGUGACUUGUGGUAAUUGUCAUAUUGGUGCGGCCUCUCAGGAUUUUGUAUGCGUUUCUUGUGGAAUUUUACCAUUAAAGAAAUGUGCGGGUUGUGCUCCUCGUUAUGCGGCAACCGAACUUGCGGAUUACCGACUUGCAAUGACCCUAAAAUUAAAAUUCAGAUUGCCCGAUGUGGUCGAUGCGAAGCGACUUUAG